Molecule: messenger RNA, 2670 nt
Organism: Musa acuminata AAA Group (dessert banana)
Lineage: Eukaryota; Viridiplantae; Streptophyta; Magnoliopsida; Zingiberales; Musaceae
Product: FCS-Like Zinc finger 8-like
Exons: 3
Coding region: 1360-2256 (298 amino acids)
Source: RefSeq, a predicted model, not a curated record
CCUCUCGUGGCUCGUUUGGCAGCCUGCUUCGUCCUUUGUCACCGAGCCGUGUUCUUCUCAUGCCUGAAAAUUUCGGCGGCGAUGUAAUGACCGACUCAUCCCUCCCUGAAAGUUAAGGUGGUGGUGAUGUGACGUGUCAUCGAGCACCGAUCUAACGUUCAUGUGCUUAAAGCCGGCUUCUGAGCCGAGCCGCUACUUCUUUGCUUUGGCUCAGUCGGUGACUAAUGGAGGUCUGUACUGAGCCGUAAAGAAAUGCUCAAGUUUCGUCGCCUCGUCUUCUCUGCCCCAGUCCUUUGGUGGAGGUAAGAUCAUUGCGAGUGUUGGAUCCUAGGAAUCAUACCGCUUUCGUUCCAAAACUGCAUUGGCUUCUCUCUCUCUCUCUCUCUCUCCUCUUUAUAUCCACUGCAUUGCUUCUCCGUUUCUUCAAUCCAAGUUGACUUGGACAGGGCGACUUAACGGACCAUAGAGGACGAGAGAGAGAAAGAGAGAGAGAGAGAGAGAGAGAGAGAGAGAGAGAGAGAGAGGGAGGGAGUGUGUGUUAAAAGAUUACAUCAUUGAUCGGAGCAGUGGAAAGAAGAAGAAAGGAACGAUCUUGAUGGGUCUUUCGUUGCCCUUUAGAGUUAAUUUGGAAUUUUAGAAUCAUCUCUUUGUUUGGAGGUCAGGGAGACUGUUGCGUGGUGCGCAUUAAAGAUGAUUUCUUUGCUCGUUUAGCGUCGACGGAUCGCGGGAAAGAUGAGGACCUUGAUUUUUUGGCUAAUAAACACCGGCAAGCAAAUUUCCAUCUUUGCCUCAAUGUUUUAUAUGUUUGUCUUGGAUCAAUAGGAUUCAUGUGACAUUAUUUCCAGCAGCAGGUUUCAGUUCUGGAGAUCAUUUCACGGAUUUCUCUGUGGUUAGUAUCAAUGGAUUUGAAGUGUAGGGUUUGUUUUAUUGAAGGUUAGAGGAGUACGUGAGGUGGAAAAGAAAAAGAUUCUUCUUUUCUUUGGUUGUCUGACAAAAGGAACAAGAUUGAUCCAAAAAACACUUUACAGAACUCAUGAAACCAAAAAGGAGAGAACUUUGAAGAACUUUAAGAUCCCUUCAUUCGGUUGUUAUUUCCCCUGAUGAUCAGAUAGGAGCAAUCGAGGCAAGAUUGGUAAGCUCAUGGUUCCAUUAUUUCUUCCAAGAACCUAUCUAUGCUUAAUUUCUCGGUUGUAGUAAGAAUUUUUCUGCCCAUAGUUCUAGUAUUCUACGAGUUCCAAUUCAUCCUUUGGAGAUGGGAGCAAAGGAGAGGAGGUCGCCUUUCCAUGUUUCUGAGAUUAAAAGAUUCAGGGUAUUGUGCUGCGGAAGAGGUCCAGAUCGGUCAGCAGCAAACAAGGCCUGAUGUCUGAUCCUGCUUCCCUCUUAUCUUCCAGUGCUGCCUCUCUCUUCACCUCUCCAAGGCUCCUUGUUGGCUUCUCCCCAAAGAGCACUGCAGACCCCGAAGCAGGCGCAUUGCAGACUUCCAUACUGGAGACCAAGCCGUUCUCUGCCAUUAGGAACCCCUUCUUCUUCUGUAGGAACUCAAUAAUGGCCAUCUUCUCAGCAACUGUUAGUCCCAUUUCUGCUAACGAGUGCAGACAGCUACCUCGGGAGAAUGGGGAGCCAAGAGCCAUUGGACUUGGCCUACUUGAGGUCCUCACCGCUGGAGACUCUGUUAAGAAAACUUCCAAGACAGAGAAGAGGAUGGUGGUCUUUGGGUCUCAGUUUAAGAUUCAAAUACCUCCUCUUCCUACCGAUCCUCCUCAGUUCAGCUCAACUCCGACAACAGACUCUGGCGACUCCCUUCAAUCACCUAUAGAGUUUGGCAUCAAGACUAGGAAUUCACUGUUGGCCUUGUACUCUCCUGCUCGGAGAUCUUCUGCUGAGACAGGCCGGAUGGGUUCUGAUACGCUGAAUUCUUCUCCCCGGGUUUCCACGGGGUGCCUUCCGCAGUCGGAGAUGGAACUGUCGGAGGACUACACUUGUGUGAUCUUGCAUGGGCCAAACCGGAGGACCACUCAUAUAUAUGAUAAUUGCAUCAUCGAGAGUUGCUGUGAUGGAUUUGCCACUUCAGCGAACGAGAUUGGGUCUUCUAAUGAUCAGUCAGGCUAUGCAUCAGAUGAUUUCUUGAGCUUCUGCUGUGGUUGCAAGAAGAAAAUUGGCCCAGGGGAGGAUGUUUACAUGUAUAGAGAGAGGGCGUUCUGCAGCAAUGAAUGCCACUACCAAGAGAUGUUUGAUGAAGGAAAGGAGAAGUGCUGAAUCACUAUUCCAAACUGUGAAUGAAAUCCUAUAAGCAGACUCACAUAAAUGGCUCCUUGUUUGCUAUCAUUCUCUAAAUUUGAUCGGGUUUCGGGAGCAUGGAGAAGCGAUUGUUUGUGUGUUGUUAGUAUCAUUUGCCUGCCGAGUGGAAUUUUCUACAGAGGAUUUCUUAGAUUGCUGCUGUUCCUCUCCGUAGGCUUUGUCUGAUUGAUGUAUAAACCUCAGAUCAAUGUUGUUUGGUGCAUGCUAUGUUUCAGAGUGAAAACCAAUCGAUGCGGUGCCUCUCAUUCUCUUAUGCUGCUAUCAGCAAACUUGGAUCAUGCAGCAUGUGUAUAGAAGAACGAUAAAUGCAUUGUAUCCUGCCUUAUCUAUUAGCCUCUAGAAAUUGUCAUACUGGUGUGAUUGUUUGUUUCA